Messenger RNA from Hibiscus syriacus, 1268 nucleotides. Its product is annotated as BTB/POZ and TAZ domain-containing protein 4-like. The transcript has 3 exons. The record is from RefSeq and is a predicted model, not a curated record. Gene Ontology annotation, molecular function: protein binding. The coding region runs from base 77 to 1240 and encodes 387 amino acids. NCBI's taxonomy places the organism in Eukaryota, Viridiplantae, Streptophyta, Magnoliopsida, Malvales, Malvaceae.
UUUCAGAUUAAAAUAAAGAAAACCUUGAGUGUGUUUUGUCAUUGAAUGCCUCCCAAAAGUGAAGCUGAUAGGGAAGAUGGAAGAAAUUAAUAAAAAGCGAUCUUCCCGACGUGCCAAUAAUGUUUUCCCAGCGCCACCUCCAUUACCAAAUUAUCGGCGGAAGGGGGUAGUAAUAAGCAACGGAUCAGCUGUAAGAGGAAACAGAUGUGUGUCAACAGCAGCCAGGGAUUUUUGGGAUAGGUUCUUUGAUAGAGGCUAUAAAGCUGAUGUUGCCAUUAAAACUGAUAAUGGUGGCAUCAUCCGUGCACAUUCUAAUGUUCUUGUCAUGGCUUCUCCUGUGUUAAGGGGUAUGGUGAAAAAGGAAAAAAGGUUUGGUCAAAAGAGAUCAAUUUCAAUCCAUAUACGUGGUGUUCCACGUGAUGCAGCUCAGAUUUUCAUUCGAUUUUUGUACUCUUCCAGUUACGAGAAAGAAGAAAUGAAGGGAUUUGUGCUGCCGUUGUUGGUGCUGUCACACGCAUAUGUUGUUCCUCAGUUGAAGCGAGUUUGUGAACAGCAACUUGAGCAUGGAUUGCUAACCAUUGAAAAUGUAGUCGACGUCUUCCAGCUUUCAAUACUGUGCGAUGCUCCCCGGCUCUCGCUGAUCGCUCACCGUAAGAUCCGAAUGAACUUGAAGACGGUUUCCGCAACCCAAGGGUGGGAAGCAAUGAAGGAAAGUCAUCCGACACUCGUAAAAGAACUUGUGGAAUCCAUGAAUGACGGAGAAAAUGGAAAGGAUAUUGUUCACAGGGAUCAGAAAACCGGGAAAUCAAAUGAGCAGCAGAUCUACAUUCAACUAUGCGAAGCAAUGGAGGCUCUCGUUCACAUUUUCAGAGAUGGAUGCAGGACAAUUGGUCCACAUGAUAAGGAUUUGAAAGAUGACCGAACAACCUGCAAAUAUGGAGCCUGCUGCAAAGGGCUGGAAUUGCUUGUUCGGCAUUUUGCAAGUUGCAAGCUCAGAGUCCCUGGAGGCUGCGUUCAUUGCAAAAGAAUGUGGCAGCUACUCGAGUUACAUUCCCGUCUCUGCACCGAUUCGAAUUUGUGUCGAGUCCCUUUAUGCAGGAACUUCAAGGAGAAGAUGAAGAAACAAAGCAAGAAGGACGAGAUCAGGUGGAAAAUACUAGUGAAAAGGAUAUUAAGAACAAAGAGAAAUGAUGGAGCUGUACCAUUCUCUGUCUCCUCAAAUUCCAUCUCUUCAACAUAAACCCAACCUUUUACUCAACCUCUGCCCC